Molecule: messenger RNA, 732 nt
Organism: Hippocampus comes (tiger tail seahorse)
Lineage: Eukaryota; Metazoa; Chordata; Actinopteri; Syngnathiformes; Syngnathidae
Product: olfactory receptor 1N1-like
Exons: 1
Biological process (GO): detection of chemical stimulus involved in sensory perception of smell; G protein-coupled receptor signaling pathway
Cellular component (GO): membrane
Molecular function (GO): olfactory receptor activity; odorant binding; G protein-coupled receptor activity
Source: RefSeq, a predicted model, not a curated record
UCUCUCAACUCGCUUUUGUUCAGCACCACCAUCUACCCCAAACUCAUUGUGGAUGUCUUGUCUCAACGGCAGAGCAUUUCACACUCCGCUUGUAUGUUGCAGUUGUUCCUUUUCUACGCUUUAGGUGCUUCAGACUUCUUUCUGUUGUCAGCCAUGGCUUACGACAGGUAUGUGUCCAUCUGCAAGCCUCUGCAAUAUGCAACCACCAUGCGCACAACCAAUGUCACCAUCUUCUUGGCUUUGGCCUGGUUUCUGCCCGGCUGCCAGGUUGCUGUGGGAACUUACAUUAAUGGAAAGCAAAAAUUGUGCAGGUUUGUUUCAGGGGGCAUUUUCUGUAACAACACUGUGAAUAAGCUUCAGUGCGUGAGAUCAGAAACGACGGUCGUUUACGGUGUGUUUGUCUUCAUCAGCAUUGUGAUUCUCCCUGUCUUGUUCAUCCUCUUCACAUACGUUAAAAUAUUUCUCGCCAUUUAUUGCCGUUGCAACGGAUCCUGGGAAAAGGCAGUGGAGACCUGUUUACCUCACCUGAUGGUUUUAAUCUGCUUCUCUUGCUUGGCUGCGUUCGACGUCAUUGUGGACCAAGCGGGGUCAGAGCUUCCGAAGACGGUUCGCCUGAUCAUGAUGUUGCAAAUAGUGGUGUACAAUCCUCUCCUCAAUCCAAUCAUAUAUGGAGUGAAGAUGAAAGAAAUCUGGAAACAUAUCAAGAAGUUGUUCCGUCACCACAUCAAAUAA